CUGAAUUACUGGGAGUGAUUAACUCCUGAGUACAUGACAAGUAUAUAAGAGGCACACACAGGUGCUUAUGAACUUACAAUACACUCAAUAAGGUCUACUACAUCAUCACAUAUUGUGAGCUCUAAUCAGCAGAAUAAUGAAGACGUUGCUGGUGGUCUUUGCUCUAGUUCUGGUGUUGAACUAUGGAUAUGCACUGAAAUGCAACCACUGUGUUCCUAAUGGUGGAACGCGCUGCACACUAACUCAAGAGACCUGUGGCUUUGGAAAAGACGCCUGUAUAGCGGCCAGAUUCAACUUCCCUCCUUUCAUGGGCUUUCGGAGGUGCAGCAGUAUGACAGAGUGUCUCCUUCUCCAGAGAAACACCGCCAUGAAAGUGAAAUGCUGCCAGUCGGAUCUCUGCAAUAACGUCAUCAUUUAGACUGACUUCUGUCAACUCACAACAUAACACUGCUCAUAAACCUUUCAUGUUUUAUAUUUCAUGUCAAUAAUACAGAUGUUUAAAGAUGCCUCACCAUCUCUUUUACUUGUAAUUGUAUUGUCCAACAAUAAAAAUGAUUCAUAAUAUGA
This is a messenger RNA of Labeo rohita (rohu), 567 nucleotides long. Its product is annotated as cytotoxin 7-like. The transcript is spliced from 4 exons. The record is from RefSeq and is a predicted model, not a curated record. The coding region runs from base 137 to 418 and encodes 93 amino acids. NCBI's taxonomy places the organism in Eukaryota, Metazoa, Chordata, Actinopteri, Cypriniformes, Cyprinidae.